Molecule: messenger RNA, 1581 nt
Organism: Rasamsonia emersonii CBS 393.64
Lineage: Eukaryota; Fungi; Ascomycota; Eurotiomycetes; Eurotiales; Trichocomaceae
Exons: 3
Coding region: 1-1581 (526 amino acids)
Biological process (GO): transmembrane transport
Cellular component (GO): fungal-type vacuole membrane; plasma membrane
Molecular function (GO): transmembrane transporter activity
Source: RefSeq, a predicted model, not a curated record
AUGGAGCCGCACGACCUGGAGAGCGACAAGGGCGGCAACGCAGCCCUGAAGGAGGUGCCUGCUGGGGAGGAGCCGCCCAUCCAGAAGCCCCAGGGUUUCUGGGCGCGAUUCCGGUACUAUGAGGAACUGCUGGACCGCAAGAUGGGCAUCGAGAGCCACACGGUUGAGCGCGUCCUGCCCGAAGAUCGCAAACCGCCGAACCCGCUGGUCAUGGGCUUCAUGUGGGCGUCUGCGACGAUGAACCUGAGCUGCUUCAGCACUGGCUUCCUCGGGAAUGAGUUUGGAUUGUCGCUGGGACAGACCAUCCCCAUCACCAUCUUUGCGACUCUGCUUGGGAGUGCUACCACGCUGUACUUGGCAGCGCGCGUCAUUUGGAUGGCUGUUAAUCCGUAUGUCUUCAUUCAGGCUUGGUGUGCAACUAUGGGUCCCCCGACGGGCCUGCGCCAGGUCGCCAUCUCGCGAUACUCGCUGGGAUUCUACCCGUCGUCCAUCAUUGCCGCUCUCAACGUGGUCGAGCAGCUCGGAUGGGCAUCAGUCAGCUGCAUCACCGGAGGACUGGCGCUGAGCGCGGUGUCAGACGGCCAGCUAUCCAGCGCUGUCGGAGUCAUCAUCGUCGCCUGCGUCAGCCUCGUUUUCAGCUUCAUCGGCUUGAAAGGCGUGCUGGCCUAUGAACGAUACGCGUGGAUCCUGUUCUUCAUCGUGUUCAUGAUCAUCUACGGCGAGGCAGCGCAUCGCGCGGACCUGAGCGCGCCGCCCACGGUGAGCGGCAUGACCGAGUCCGGUCAGAUCCUGAGCCUGAUCAGCGUCAUCUACGGCUCGAGCGCCUCGUGGUGCUCCAUCGUAUCCGACUUCUAUGUGCACUACCCCGUCAAUACCCCCAAGGUGAAGAUCUUCAUGUACACGCUUCUCGGUAUCUCUAUUCCCACCUGCAUUGGAAUGUUGUUGGGUUGCUGUAUUGCUUCUGCGCUGGCCACCAACCCGGAAUGGAACGAUGCGUACGAGAAUGGCAUUGGCGAGUUGCUCAGGGUGAUCAUCUAUCCGGAUGGAUUUUCAAAGUUCCUCCUAGUGCUGCUUGUGCUGUCUGGAAUUGGCAUGAACUGUAUCGCCAUCUACGCAGGCUCAAUUUCGGCCCAACUGUUCGCAAAACCGUUCCAGCUGGUACCCCGCGCGAUCUGGACGCUCAUCGUCUUCAUCUGCAUUCUUCUCCUGGGCCUCGCGGGCCGAGACCAUCUGCUGGCGGUGCUGAGCAACUUCCUCUCCCUUCUGGGCUACUGGAACACCUCGUUCUUCGUCAUCCUCUUCACAGAGCACUACCUCUUCCGUGGCGGCAACUUCGCCAACUACGACCUGGACGCGUGGAACACCCCGUCCCGAAUGCCCAUCGGUCUGGCCGGUCUGACGGCUUUCCUGUGCGGUGCCGCCGGAUGGAUCGUCGGCAUGGUCGAGACGUACUAUACCGGUGCCAUCGCCCGGAUGAUUGGGGACGAUGGAGGCGAUGUCGGGAACGAGCUGGCUUUGGUGUUUACCAUCGUGUCGUAUACCCCAUUGAGAAAGCUGGAGCUCAAGUACAUUGGGCGGUAG